UUUUUUUAAGAUUGAUGGCAACACUGCUUCUCUGGUAUCUUCAGAGAACGUAAAUUAGCUUUGCAACUGCAACUUUCUGCAUGUGCUCGAAUGUCAAACCGAUUCGCAAUAAAGUACAUAACAAGUCAAAACAGGAAUAAAAGCAAAUCGUAUUUUUUUAGUUAAAUACAGCAUGUCCAUACACUUUAGUGGAGCUUUAAAACGGUCUAAUGGCUUAAUUGCAGCAAUAAGCAAGCAAUUAAAAAGUGUCAACUUAAAAGGUGUAAAAAGAAUAACUGUUACGUUUGAUCCCUUCGCUGAAAAUGUGAGACCCACAAGGGAUUUUUUAUCGCUGUUGUCAGCACCUAAAAUAUCUCUCACAAAUCCAAAUUGCGUCUUAAAAACAGACGUUGUUUGCAACCGUCAGCCAGCGCAGGUGAAAUUUUCUUUAAUCGACUCUGCACAAGAAAAGGUGCAAGUGAAAGAAAUUCGGUUUAUCAGUGAAAAUCUUACAACGCUUGAACUAUUACAGCUACUUAACAAGCACGUAUCGGCACUGGCACCUGUUGAGGAAAUCACGUCGAAGGUAGCUACUAAAGCUGAAAAACAAAAACUAGCUGCAGGUGGCAAGAAAGGCUCCAAAAGGAAGUAAUUGCAAUUGAUAAAAUUUACAAAAUGG
Molecule: messenger RNA, 658 nt
Organism: Rhagoletis pomonella (apple maggot)
Lineage: Eukaryota; Metazoa; Arthropoda; Insecta; Diptera; Tephritidae
Product: 39S ribosomal protein L53, mitochondrial-like
Cellular component (GO): mitochondrial large ribosomal subunit
Source: RefSeq, a predicted model, not a curated record